This is a messenger RNA of Staurois parvus, 395 nucleotides long. The record is from the annotation of a GenBank genome assembly. Lineage: Eukaryota; Metazoa; Chordata; Amphibia; Anura; Ranidae.
CAGACUGCUUCUACAAACAUUUGUGAAAGACUGUGCAUUAAGUCCAUCCGUGAAAUUUCCUUUUUGCUACUACAGUCAACUGUUAGUGGUAUUAUAACAAAGUGGAAGCAACUGGGAACAACAGCAACUCAACCACGAAGUGUUAGGCCACAUAAACUGACAGAGCGGGGUCAGGUCAUGCUGAAGCGCACAGUGAGCAGAAGUCAGCAACUGUGUGCAGUCAGUAGCUAAAGACCUCCAAAUGUCACAUGGCCUUCAGAUUAGCACAACAGUGUGUAGAGAUCUUCAUGGAAUGGGUUUCCAUGGCUGAGCAGCUGCAUCCAAGCCUUACAUGACCAAGUGCAAUGCAAAGCACUGGAUGCAGUGGUGUAAAGCACGCUACCACUGGACUCUAG